GGCCAUUCAUAGGCGUCUUUUAAAAGCCAGGCUUUUGCAGCUGGACCAGGAUUUGUACAAUGGGGGGCAGGAAAAACGGGUCGACCCCGCGUUGAGCCUUUAUGAGCGCGUGGCGCGAGAGGGGCGAGAUCCGCUGGACUGGGAGGCAGCCCAAGCAGAAGACACGUGUUAGGCUCUGCAAAGUGAAGGAGGUUCCCCUCUCGACGUGUAUCGGAGACGCGAAAGUUUCAUCGGAGACAAACCGCCGUCGGGCCGGAAGGAGCCAUGAGCCUGGGAACAACUUCCAGCUCUCUCACGGUGGGGCUGAUGCUAGUAUUGUGCAUCAACAGGUCCUUGGGCGUCCCCACUUUCAGAAAGGAGAGAGUCGUUCGCCCCGAUCCCGAACUCGGCAACCGGCAACACGAAGAUAACCAGAGCUUCCAGUAUGAUCACGAAGCCUUUCUGGGCAAAGAUGAUGCCAAAACUUUCGAUCAACUCACCCCGCAGGAAAGCCAGGAACGGUUGGGCAAAAUUGUUGAUCGGAUCGAUGAUGAUAAAGAUGGUUUUAUCACAACAGAAGAACUGAAAAAUUGGAUUAAAAGAGUACAGAAACGUUACAUCUUUGAAAAUGUGGCUAAAGUCUGGAAGGAUUAUGAUCUCAAUAAAGACAAUAAAAUUUCAUGGGAAGAAUAUAAACAAGCAUCAUAUGGCUACUACUUAGAGCAUUCCAAAGAGUUCCAAGAUGUCACAGAGCAACACAAUUUUAAGAAAAUGCUGCCCAGAGAUGAAAGAAGAUUCAAACAAGCUGAUCUGGAUGGUGAUUCAGAAGCAACUCGUGAGGAAUUCACUGCUUUCCUUCACCCGGAGGAGUUUGAACAUAUGAAAGACAUUGUUGUUCUAGAAACACUGGAGGACAUAGACAAAAAUGAAGAUGGUUUUGUGGAUCAGGAUGAAUACAUUGCUGACAUGUUUGCACAUGAAGAUGGGGGACCUGAACCAGAUUGGGUGGUAACAGAACGUGAACAGUUUGCAGAUUUUCGAGAUCUAAACAAGGAUGGAAAAAUGGAUAAAGAAGAGAUUCGACACUGGAUUCUUCCAAAAGAUUACGAUCAUGCACAAGCCGAAGCAAGGCAUUUAGUUUAUGAAUCAGAUGCAGAUAAGGAUCAGAAGUUAACCAAACAAGAGAUUCUAGAUAAUUGGAACAUGUUUGUUGGAAGUCAGGCUACAAAUUAUGGAGAAGACCUCACAAAGAAUCAUGAUGAGCUAUAAUGUUUUUGGAAAAGCAACUACAUCAGAGACUUUUGUCUAAAGUUGCCUGUAGAUGACCAGAAUAACAAUGGUCAUUAUGGCAAAUUAAUUUUGCACCAGUAUAUAUUUUCUAACAAAAAGCAAUUCUGUUAAUACCAUUGAAUGCCACAGAUGUCACUUCUUCUAAAUGCAUAUUUUAAUGAAUUCAUUGUAACUUGGGAAGCGCACUUUCCAUUUGUAGGUUGACAUACUUUCACUUCAAUCCUAAAUAUGUAACCUUGGAUUUAUCACUAAAAUCAGUGAGAUUUAACCUGUGAAACA
This is a messenger RNA of Pantherophis guttatus, 1548 nucleotides long. It is a transcript of the gene RCN1, whose product is annotated as reticulocalbin 1. Gene Ontology annotation, cellular component: endoplasmic reticulum. Gene Ontology annotation, molecular function: calcium ion binding. The record is from RefSeq and is a predicted model, not a curated record. NCBI's taxonomy places the organism in Eukaryota, Metazoa, Chordata, Lepidosauria, Squamata, Colubridae.